AUGAAUUCAAAAACUUUCUUUGAUGAAAACAAUUUUGAAAUCGACAAUACUGAUAAGACAACGGAAAAUUCCAGCAUUUUGUCAUACAACAAUCAAGAAAACAGUUCUACAUUUUAUAACCAAAAUAGUUCCUGUUAUCCAUGCCAAACAAAUGUAUGGUCUUCAUAUAGUUCAAAUCAAUUUUAUCCCUCUGUGAAAACUGCUUACAGUCACAUACAAUCACGAACAACAAACGACUUUGAUAAUCCAAUUAAUGUUUGUUCGACAUAUCAAUCAUGUCUUUUCAAUUCAAAAACACAGUUAUCAUCGAGCAAUGAAAAUAUUAAGCAAAAAUCAUCAACAAGACGUUCAAAACACAUACCACAUCAUCUACGUCCAAAACAUAUUGUCGACAGACGAAAUACGCGCGAACGACGACGAGUUCAAUCCGUUAAUAAAGCAUUUCUUGUACUUAAAAAAUUACUACCAAAUUCUCCUUCAAAAUCUUUGAGUAAAAUAAACAAAUGUACUUUAGAUAUAAAUGAUAAAACGAGUAAUAUAUCGAAACGUACAUCAAAAGUUUCUACUUUACGAAAAGCUAUUGAAUAUAUUGAAGCAUUACGAACAAUGUUAGAUGAUACCUCAGAUGGAAACUCUAAUAUAAAUGAACUCUUUAGUGGUCAUUCAGAGGAAACUAGCAGAUGGAAUUGUUUUGAAGAAGAUUAG
Molecule: messenger RNA, 705 nt
Organism: Didymodactylos carnosus
Lineage: Eukaryota; Metazoa; Rotifera; Eurotatoria; Philodinida; Philodinidae
Source: the annotation of a GenBank genome assembly